Molecule: messenger RNA, 5343 nt
Organism: Acytostelium subglobosum LB1
Lineage: Eukaryota; Evosea; Eumycetozoa; Acytosteliales; Acytosteliaceae
Exons: 4
Coding region: 1-5343 (1780 amino acids)
Cellular component (GO): SWI/SNF complex
Molecular function (GO): protein binding
Source: RefSeq, a predicted model, not a curated record
AUGAUCGCUCGCACCAAGGACAUCUAUAAUGCACUUUGCAGCAACCUUGACUAUGAUGCACUACUACAGUCACCAAAGACCCUUUCAAUCUUUAUCGGCCAGCUGAUACAGUUAUACGAGGAUACACUUGGUAGGAAUGUACCCAAUAGACCACGUCAUACAAAGCUACCGAGCAAGUUAUUCAAAGACUAUACAGUUGAUGGACCAUUAUAUCAGAUAUUGAGUUGUGCGAUCUCCUUCAAGCGGAACAACUCCAUUGCUCAGUUUGACUUCAAGUCAUCAUCGACACAUCAGAAGAACAUCGAGUUGAUCGCGACGAUCGAGCAACAGCUGAAAAAGUUGAAUGUACUUCAGCCACAUAGAGUAUAUUUGAAUCCAGAGGUACCUGGCAUUACUUUGCUAUCGACACAGAUCAAUGCAUUGGGAGGACAGGUCGUGGCCACACGCCAAGAGGCAACACAUAUAAUCGAGAAGGGCGCAACGAAUAGUGGCAACAGUGGCGACGACACAGAGUACCUGAGGACUAUACAGCACAAGGAUAACCUCAGCCUGGUGCACUUUUGGUACUAUCCCGACUCGUACGACACUUGGGUGCCAAGCACAGAGGUCGAUGGCGAGGACCCCGAGCCCGAGGAGGCACACCAGGGUGCGUGGGUCGUCACCUCUCGCUGGGCAGUCGACUCUUACCUCUUUAAUGAAUGGAUGAAUGAGUUGGAUUAUGACUUAGAUGACGAUAACAACAACAACACAAGUGUUCAAUCAACGAUUGCGAGCGACAAGAGGAGUACUGGACAGACCACACCAACUGCCAAGGCGACGACGACGACACAGGAGGGCGCAGACGACAUUGACUUCAACACGACACCUACUUCGGACAAGCCAUCGCUCAAAAGGUUGUCCCGCAACAGUUCGCCAAAGGUUCAAUCCAAAUCACCAAGCACAACGUCGGCGACCAACUCAUCGUCGUCAUCUCCAUUGUUGAAGCGCACGACUAUAGACGACUCGGCAAUGAUGCAACCCGACGAGCCGAUUACACAUGUAAAUGAAUCAAUCAAGCGACCCGCCAGCCAGCAGGGUGGCGCCACGCCUCUGAAAAAACAGAGGAAGGAUGAGCCUACAGUUGUUGACACGACAACCGCAAUGGAGGGGGUCGUCACGGCAACCGCCACCUCCACAUCUACCGUCACCAGCACUCCCCCGCUGCAACGGCUCGACAAUCCCCACCUCCAGCCCUUUCCACUCCCGCCACAACCAUCAGGUAUCAUCAGCAAGCCUUUGCCAAACUUCCCUCCCACGCCCAACGUACAGACGGUGGGCUCGCCCAACAAGGUCUUGUCGCCAACGCCCAUGUCCAUCAUGAUACCAACCAUGCACACACCAGGCCACAUGACCACGACGCUGUUCAUGAAGACACCCACUACAUCCCUGUCCACGCCCUCGGCAUCCAACCGCUCGUCAUCCUCCCGCUCUUCAUCAUCUCGCAGCUCUGCAUCCAAGGAGACGGCGCAAGUCGUGCCCCUGGUCCUAGCCAACAUCUCCCACAUGCCUCCCGUCCAUGAUCGUUACUCUACCACCACGGCCACUCCAUCAUCAGCAACAACCACAUCUACUACUACCGCAGCGGCAUCAUCAUCAUCGUCCGCAUCACCAUCUCAGGAUGCAGCUGUAUCAUCACCAUCAACAGUCGACCCGACUUCGACCACAACAACUACAACCACGACAACGACAACCACAACGACUAAUGACAGCGCAAAGACAACACCACGACCCCCUCCAAGGACUCAAUGCGCGUGGUUCGAUCAAUCAGAGAUACACAACAUUGAGCGCAAUCAAAUGAGACAAUACUUCAAUGAGUCCACACCAGACAGGUCGAUGCAGCGCUACAAGGAGUACCGCGACAGCAUGAUCAACAUGUAUCAGAAGAGCCAGUAUCAGUACUUGUCGCUCACAAACGUUGCACGAGCAAUGGACAUUGAUGCCAGCGCACUGAUCAGAGUGCACAGCUUCCUGGAACACUGGGGACUGAUCAACAGUCUGACCAACCCCGACAGUAUCGUGUGCGUGCCACUGCCAAACCCUGCGCUGCCCGAGCAGAUGCAGCCCCUGUUUGAUCAGGUCGCCAACGAGAAACGCGACAAGGAGCUGGAGAUCAAGGCGCGAGCGGAGCUCAAGGCCAAGAGAAGGGAGGAACGAGAGGCCAGGAAGGCCAAGAAGGCAAGAGGAGAGGAUGUUGAGAUGAGCGAGGAGGCUGAUGCCAAGAAGGACGACGAGCCCACCGAAGAACAGGGCGAUGAUCAAAAGGACAAGGAUAAGGAGGAUGAAGGCCACAAGGAGGAGGAUGAAGCCAACCUCGAGAAGGAUACAUCGGUUGACAAGGACAUAUCAGUUGACAAGGACACAGACAUAUCGGUAGACAAGGAGAAGGACAACGUCGACUCAAUCGAAACAUCCGAGGAGAUCAAAGAUACAGACAAGACAGGAGAGGCCGCUGAAGUUGAUGCUACUACCCAAGAUCAAGUCAAAGACAACGUGGACAAUGUGGACAACAUGGACAACGACAAGGUGAUGGCUGAAGAGGAGAAGGAGAUCGAGGUGGAUAAGGAGGCCGAGGUGGAGCACACCAAUGGCACAGAGAAAGUGGCUGAUUCUGAGGAAGCAAAGACAGUCGAAAGCGAACCACCUAUCGAGAGCAUGCCCAGCGACAAUGACAAGGACAACGCGACCAGCUCAAACAUCAACAUCAUCCCUGAUACAAUGGAAGUGGAGAAUAUCGAGAAAUCCACAGACACUGAGAUGCUGGAAGACAAGGCCGAGGACAUAGUCGAGGACAAGGUUGAGGACAAGGUUGAGGACAAGGUAGUGGACAAGGUUGAGGACAAUAUCGAGGACAAGGUUGAGGAUAAGGUAGAGGACAAGGUCGAGGACAAGGUCGAGGACAAGGUCGAGGACAAGAUCGUGGAGAAGGUGGAGGACAAGGCCGAGGACAAGAUCGUGGAGGAACCAGCUCAAUCAGAGACCAACCAGAAGGAGGUUGAGACCCAAGUCAGCUCUACAUCUUUGCCACAAGACCAAACCAUGGCAGACGAUCAACCAACAUCAUCAUCUAUCCAGCAAGAUGAAGAAAAGGGGCAUGUACCAGACCAGGUGAAGGAGCAGGAGCAAGAGAAGGAACAGACCAAGGACAAAGCCUCAAUAGACAACAUCCUCAAUCAGGUGGAUGAACGAAUCCCAACACCGCCCCCUACCAGCAGUAAUACAGAGCCCAAGGAACCUCUGGAGGAGGUUCCAGCACAAAUCACUCCAGCUCCAGCUCCAGACACUAUAUCCAAAGAACCAGAGAAUGUUAUGGAUGUGUCCGCUAUUGUUGACAAGGAACCAUCCCCUACAACACAACUACCAGCUGAGAGCAACACAACAACAUCAAUUGAGGAUGGCGAAGUCGUCGAGAAGGAAAAGGAGAUGGAUAACAAAGACAACAACAACAACGACCUCGACAACAAAGAGGAGGAAGGCGAGGUCGUAGAGAAGGACGACACGGCAACGAAAGACAAGGAGCCCGAGCCAGCAACCGGCAAGACCACGGCCAGCAAGACAAUGACCUUGGACGAGGACGACGAUAUGAAUGUGAAAAGGGAGGAGGAUGAGGACGAAGUUGAGAAUGAGAUCGAGAAUGAGAACGAGAUCAACUUGGAGAACGAUACAGCCGUGGCGGACGAGUCAGAGACAUCGAUGAUGAAGGAUGACGACCUGCCUCAGGACAGCAAGAAGGAGCCAGGCGCAGUGGGCGAGGUGUUCGACUACAACGACCCGAUGAACAGGAUGACCUACACUCUCUACCCCAACAAGAAGAAUGUGUUUGGUCUGCCGCAGCCCGUGACUGUCCACACGUGCACCAGCUGCCACAAGGACUGCAACACGCUGCGCUACUUCCUCGUCAACAAGCCUGUUUUCAACGACUAUGGCAACCUACCGCCCGACUUCUCCACGAUGGAGCUGUGCGCCAGUUGCUUCACAAAUGGCGAGUAUCCAUCAUAUUGCCAGACUUCCGAUUUCAGUCGCUUUGAACAGAGUGUCACGCUGGACAACCCCGAGUUGUGGACCGACCAGGAGCUGCUACGUCUACUCGAGGCAAUCGAAGUGUUUGGCGACAACUGGGCGGAUGUGGCUGAGUUUGUCAAGACCAAGUCCAAGGACCAGUGUCUGCUACAGUUCCUCCGCAUACCCAUCGAGGACGUCUACAUGGAGGAGAGCAUCAAUCAUCUUGCCAACAAGAAUCUGGCCCUACCAUUAGAGCCAACUCCAGCACCAGCCUCAGCUCAAUCACAAACAGACAACAUGGAGGAUGUUCAGGAGAAUGAUCAUGUCAACAACAACAAAGAUGAGGAUAUGAACGAACAACAGGAGGAGGAUGAUGAUGAUGAGGAGGAAGUGGUGGUCAAGCCUACAUUGCCCCCCAAUGCCAUCAACACUUUCUCACAAGCCCAGAACCCUCUGAUGGUUCUCCUCGCUCUAUUGUCCAAUUCAGUCAGUCCUAUAGUAGCUUCGGCUGCUGCCAAGGCUGCAUUCGAAUGGAUUGAGAGCAAUCCCGAUCCACCACCAAGUACUGAUAACGAACAAGAAUCAACAACACAGACCAAGUCAACAACAACAACAACAACCGAUACACCAUCAAUAACAGUCACUUCACCAACACCAACAUUAGCAUCCCCAAUCACAACCUCAACGAGUACAACAUCAACGACUCAAUCAACGAUAACCAAAACAAGAAUACAAAAUGCAUCAAAUGCUGCUCUCCUUGCAGCAUCCACCAAGGCCAAGGCACUUAUAAACAAUGAAGAGAGAGAGAUACAAUCACUCAUGUUGAAGAUCAUCAAUGUACAGACGAGAAAGUUGGAACUGAAGCUAAAGUGCUACACAGACAUCGAGGACAACCUGGAGAAGGACAAGGAGGCUUUGGAAAAGGUCAAGCAAAAGAACUUUGGAAUGGCCGCCACCAAGCAGUUGCCAGUGGCCACACAGAUUGUUGCAAGCACGACGAUGAUGCCAAUGUCUGCACCAGCUCCGGCACCAGUACCAUCACCAUCCCAAGCGUCAGUGACAAUGACAUCACCAUCAUCACAGCCAAUGCCAAUGCCAAUGGCGUCGCCAACCCAAGCCAUUCCACAAACGACAGCUGCUGCACAGUCCCCAGCAAUAUCAGCUAUGCCAACCACUCCCACUGUACAAGCAGCCACUCCGCCAACUGCUGUAGCCGCUGCACUUCCCAUUGGCCAAGACCCAAGCAAGUCAAGUCCAACCUUCACCCAAGAUAACAGUACAGCCGCCGCCACUACAUCCACAUGA